This is a messenger RNA of Sclerotinia trifoliorum, 3088 nucleotides long. NCBI's taxonomy places the organism in Eukaryota, Fungi, Ascomycota, Leotiomycetes, Helotiales, Sclerotiniaceae. The record is from the annotation of a GenBank genome assembly.
UUUCACCAAGAAAGCAAAAAUUUAACCUUAAUUGGCAACCUAUUUUUCCCCAGGAUUUUUUUACUGGAUUUUAUUGGAUUUAGCUGGGUUUUAAUUGGAUCCAUAAGGUUAGUGCUCAUCAAAGAAUACCUUGCGUUGCCCUAGUCUACGUAUACGCAUACAUUUUACUUUUCCACAUCCAUCAACCACGAUUCGCAAAGGGAUUUCGACAAGGCUCCCCUUAUCGGAUUUGAGUGCGUUUCUAUCUAUCCCCGUUUAUUGUUUACUUUAUUUCCUCCGUACUUACGGGCUAAAUCCACCGCCGGGUUCGUCCGUAGAGGGACUUGGAGAUGUGAAAUAAAAACGGCUAUAUAUAUUCGCAUUACUGUACAUCUUCAGAUUGUAUCUUCUUGACUAAUCAAUCAUAUAGAAGAUUACUUCUUCAACUUUUUAAAGUUAUCUUUCACUUAACUAUCUACUUUCUUCUAAGGAGUCUUAUCAAAUCAAGAAGAACUUGGCGAUCGAAGGACAAUGAUGACGGAUGAAAAGUUACCACCCACGACAGCAUCGUCUGCUUCAAGUACAAUGCAUGAGAAACCGGGUGCUGGGUCGACGGAAAAAACUCCAGAAGCGACAACUUCGGCUCAGGAAGGGGACAACAAUAACGCGAUAGAGUUAAAUAGGACGAGAAGUGCAGCGGACGUACAGCAAGAGGAGUUGAACAGGGUUAUGACAAGUGCAGAUGGUGUAGAAUAUCCAACUGGUGUCAAGUUACAGUUGAUUAGUUUGGCAUUAUGUUUAUCGGUUUUCUUGAUGGCAUUGGUAUGUUUCUGCUAGUUUAUUCAAGACUACAGUUUCUUUAUUUCUUGAGUUCUUGAGUUCUGAUUGGUGAAUAGGAUAAUUCUAUUAUUGCAACGGCCAUUCCCAAGAUUACGGAUCAAUUUCAUUCAUUGGACGAUGUUGGUUGGUAUGGAUCUGCAUGUAAGAAUCUCUAACAUUCAUGUUUGUUGGUUUUAGUCUCCCCAUGAGGAAGGAACUAGUAGGUGGAAACUUAGUGACUAACAAUCAUGUGUUUACAGACCUUCUCACUACUGCUUCCUUUCAACUCCUCUUUGGGAAAUUCUAUUCAUAUUUCUCAAUAAAAUGGGUUUAUCUCAUCGCAAUUGGUAUCUUCGAGGUCGGUAGUUUGAUCUGUGGAGUUGCGCCAAAUUCGAUUGCCUUGAUCAUCGGUAGAGCUAUUGCUGGUUUGGGAAGUGCUGGGAUCUUCUCAGGUGCUUUGAUCAUUGUCGCAUAUUCCGUACCUUUGAUCAAGAGACCUAUGUUUACUGGAUUUAUUGGAGCUAUGUAUGGUAUUGCCUCUGUAGCUGGACCAUUACUUGGAGGUGUAUUCGUAAGUCUGCCUUAGCAUUUCACCAUGACAAACACUGACCAGAACAGACUGACAAAGCAACUUGGCGUUGGUGCUUCUUAAUCAAUCUUCCAAUUGGAGCUGGUUAGUCUCCCAAAACUCUUCAUGAUAAGCCAUCGCUGAUUAUUUGAUGUAUUAGUCACUAUUAUUGUUAUUUUGAUUUUCUUCAAAGCUCCUGAUAGACCAACUGUUGCAGAACUUCCAUGGAAAGAGCGUAUAAAGGAAUUUGAUCUUCUCGGUACCGCAUUCUUCAUUCCAGCUAUCAUCUGCCUACUGCUCGCACUUCAAUGGGGUGGAACUAAGUACCAAUGGGAUAAUGGUCGUAUCAUUGCACUCUUCGUACUCUUCGGACUAUUAAUCGGAGUUUUUGUCGCCAUCCAAUUCUGGAAAGGAGAUAGCGCCACCGUACCACCCAACAUCAUGAAGAAGCGAAGCAUGUGGUCAGCUGCAUGGUUCUCUUUCUGUCUCGGAUCAUAUUUCCUCCUUCUCAUCUACUAUCUCCCUAUUUGGUUCCAAGCCGUCAAGGGUGAUUCGGCUGUCAAAUCUGGUAUUUCUAACAUACCAAUGGUGUUGACAUUGGUAAUUGUUAGGUUCGUAUAAUCUUCCUCAUCUUUUGCAUAUUUUCAUAAUAAUAACAUAUUUUAGUAUCAUCUCCGGAGUUGGUGUCACAACAACCGGUUACUACGCACCAUUCAUGAUCAUUUCUUCAGUAAUCGCAGCAAUUGGAAUCGGUCUUUUAACCACCUUCAAACCUGACACCAACCACGCGGCAUGGAUCGGCUACCAAUGUCUCGCUGGUAUAGGUAUCGGCUUCGGUAUGCAACAACCUCUCAUUGCAUGUCAAACCGUGCUCGAUAUCUCCCAAGUCCCAACCGGCACCUCCGUCAUUAUCUUUGUACAAACCCUUGGUGGAGCCCUCUUCGUCUCUAUCGGUCAAAACAUCUUUACAAACAAAUUGUCUGAAAAUUUGGCACAUUUUGUACCAGAUUUAGAUCCUGCUGUUGUUUUAAGCACAGGUGCUACUAGUAUCCAGAAAGACAUCGCUCCAGAAUAUUUGGCCGGUGUAACGAUUUCUUAUAAUAAUGCGUUGACGCAAUCAUUUCUGGUGGCUGCUGUCAUGGCUGUUUUGACUAUUAUUGGUAGUGUGGCCAUUGAGUGGAAGAGUGUCAAAGGAAAGAAAAUUGAGAUGGCAGCUGCUUAAAUCCGAGUUCGACAAAUAUUUCAAUCUGGAGUUGAAAUUUGGAGCUUGGGUUUAAGGUCGUUUGAGAUGUGGUAAUGAUGUGAACGUUAUGUGCUGCAUUUUUAUUGCACUGUACAUGUGUACUAUAUACCCCUUUUCGCGUUGGAAACCCUUUAUAAAGGGAAGAAAGACUUGCUUUUGCUAUGCUAUGGCUGUUAUUUGGAAGAUUUAAUUAAUGGAUGGAUGAGCGGAUCACUUGGUUGCUUGUAUGAUACAGCAGCUGGGUGAUGGGUGGUGGGCGAUGAAGGGUGUGGUCUUGUCUUGAUGGCUGAAUGGCUGAGAUGAGAUGAGAUGAGAUGGUGGAUUCCUAUGAGAUAGAUGCUGCAUAGAUGAAUAUUUAUGGCAUGUAUGCCAUGUAUGGAAUUAUGGCAUGCUUUAAUGAAAUAGAUAGAUAUAUAUAUAUAUAUAUAUAUAUAGAUGGGGGGAUAGAAAAAUUAACUCUACUACUUACUUACUUGGUU